AGCGACGGCGUUCAGUCUCGCUGGAGCUACCAUCGCGGUCGGACGUUGCGAUUCGCUCCUCCGAUCGCGCUCCACCGCGCAUCGCGUUGUCGCGAGCGUGAUACGGAAUAAACGAACGGGUAAUAACGCGCAGUGCGGGAGGAGGAGCAGGAGAAGAAGCAGAAGAAGAAGAAGAAGAGGCGCGUGACGUCGCGCGGCGCCCACGCGGGCGGUCGCGUCGUUUGACGUUGUGAACAUCGCGCAUUGUGACUCUGUUUUCGGUGGUGAUAACGAGAGUCGCGCGGCGACGGCAGCACGACGCCGAGAUGAGACACUGAUGACGGGGGAUGACGUUCGAUGGAGAAGCAGAUUUACCGUCUCUCGCGAUCGGCCAACGGCGACACGGGGUGGCUGGUCGCGUCGCUUGUCGUCCACGUUAGGACCGCGAAGAAUGGCGUAAAGGCGACCACGGCCACUUAGUAUGUUAAUGCGAGACGCGGCUCGUACGUGACUGGAGGGCUAUUAUUGAUGAUCCCGGCGAGAAGGAGCGAGCCGUAAAAGCCGUAAAAACCAAGACGACGACGACGAGGAGGACGGAGCAAGAGCGAGGAGCGGGCUGUGUGUAAAUAGCCGGUGUAACGCGAGGCUGUAAUAAUCGUCGUGGAUCGUCCCGCCGCGACCGCGCAGUGAUCUACGAGAAGUCCCGUUUCGCCGUUUGAAAUGGAGUAGACGCUCGAGUAGACGUGCGCGCGAUUGAACGCGAUCGCAGCCGGUUAUACGAGCGGCGACAAUCGUGAGGGUCCCUCUAUCCACUUGGGCAUUUUCGACGAGGCGCCGCUCCGCCAGCCGACUCGUGUUGCAACAUGUUCGGGACGAAAUUGCGCACGUGGAUGGAGGCACACAUCGUGCGAUCGAAAAAGAAGAAGGACCGGAAGAAGGGCGACAAGGGAUUCGACUCGAACUGCAACUCCCCCAGGAGCCACAGCGCCAACAGAUCGCCCGCUCUGCAUCAGGUGCACCCGGUGGACUCGCCGUCGAAGAACGUGGACGGUAUCCGGCUGCACGGGGGUGGCUACGGCGCGACGGUGACCACGUCGUCCGGCACGUCUGGCGGUACCGGGAGCGUGAGCCUCUCCUCACCGGAGAGCGCUUACUCGACCGGCUACUCGACCGACGGCACCUCGCCCGGCACCAGCUUCCCGCCAGAGUACUACAUCAACAUCAGGACCGGCACCCACUACUUCCAGAGCAACGGUGGCGGCAGCGGUGGCGGUAGCGGCGGUGGCGGUGGCGGCGGCGGCGGCGGCGGCGGCGGCGGCGGCGGGGCUAACAACAAUAACAACAACAACAACAACAAUAAUAACAGCGGCGCCCUCGGCGGCGGCAAGGCGAGGCCGAAAAGGGUGCAGGCCGACGUCGCGGACCCGUCGGCCGCCGCACCGGGAAAUGGAAGAGUCGACGGUAAUCGAGCGCAUUCCGCGAACACGACGAACAUGAGCAGGGACAACGGUCAGCCGGAAGUACGGACGAGCACCCCUCAUAAGAGCGCAGAGACGAACCAUGCUCCGAGACAGCAGCAACAGCAACAGCAACAGCAGCAGCAGCAGCAGCAGCAGCAACAGCAAUCAAGGCAGCAGGAGAGUUCGCAUCGCAGGACGGAGUCGUACUCCGCCGAUUCGUCGAGGAACAGCCUGCCCGUGCCAUCGUCGAUACCGCCGCCGUUGGUCUCACCGCCGGUGCAGUCGCCCCGCGAGCGGUCGCGCAUCCGGACGAACCCGUGGCUAUCGGCGAACUCGUCCGGCUCCAGCACGAACGGCCUCAAGUCCCGGCUCACCUUGGACGAGAGUAGCAGCAGCUCUGGCCUGAAGCUCACCGAGUCGUCCGGCAGCGCGAGCGACGUCAACCUCAACCUGAACGGCAGGGAGCUCCAGGUCAGCAGAAAGGAGCAUCGCCAGGAGAGCCUGAGCGCAGGCCGAAGCCCGAUCAACCAAAACUGGAGGAUCACCCCGGGCAUGGAUCUUCGACCGAAGAUACCUCUGGCGCUGCAACGUCGUGCCAGCAGCAGCAGCUCCUCGGUAUCGUCGGUGACGCGCAGCGUGCGCUCGUCCGAGGACGACAUCACGCUCAACGAGAUGAUGGGUAAGUUCGACGAGAGCUACGUGUACGAGAAGGAGACGGACAUCCUGUCGGACAGCGACCCAACUGACUGCGAGGACUACAUAGACUCGUUGUCGGACAUCGACACCGGUCAGGAUGGCGGCGACGAGAACGACCCGUUCGAGAACGAUGAACUCGACUACAUCGACAACGGCUCCUUCCUCGACCUGGACAGCCUCGAGUGUGGUGGCCACUUCCCCAACACUGGUCAUUGCACCUACUUUGCCUUUACCAGCGAGCUCAGCCGGCGCGGCACUAGGCUUCGCGAGUCCUUCCUCAAGCGCAGGACCAAGGACGAACUGAUAUCUCAGAGAAGCGCAAGCGCGAGGAACAGUGCGAAGAGACAGAGCACACGACACAAGAAGCUGGACGACAACAAGCAGAGCGAGAAACGCAAAAAGAGGAUAUCGCAACGUCGCAAGACGAAUCUGGACAGAUACGACGACGAGACUGCGAAUCUGAACCGCGUGCUGGUCGAGAGGAUGCUGCUGAAGAACUCGGGCUUCAACCAAGGCAGCAGGAGCGUGGGCGGCACGCCGAUGUGCCUGCGACGCAAGAAACACGACGUCAACAAGAAUCUCUCGCCGAUGAGGCUGAACGGCAACCCGUCGGCCAUCAGGCCCGCCGUGUUGGAGAACGAGGUCGUCAAGAGACGAUCAAACUCGGUGAGCUACGUGAACGGCAACAUCGUGAGACGUCAUGUAGCCGGCAAUACGUACAUGACCACCUUCGCCUCGGAGAUCGCGCUGAUUGAGGCGGAUAAGGAAGCCGACCGCAAGUAUCGCGAGCUCAUCCUCGAGGCAGAGAACAUCCUGGUGAGUAUGCAGAAAUACCAGAAUCCAUCGCCCUGCGUGCCGUCGCCGUCGCGGAAGCUGCACAACGGCCUCGCGAACAAGCGGGUCGAGCUGAUCAAGAACACCGAGCUGAACAUCGAGCUGGCGCUGUCCAAGAGCCGCAACUCCCAGCCGGAGUUGCAGAGCGGCAGCAUUCGUGAUCUGGAGCAUACCAGUCCCAAGCGACAAUUCCCCCAGCCUUGUUCGCCGAUCCACCGGUUCAUGGAAAGGAACUCCCCGGUCGGGCACGGCUUCCCGGCGAAAGAACACUCGGUCUACCGACAGGACUUGUCCAAAUGCCCGGACUCACCGGUCGUGUCGCGCCGGACGCCUCAGGGCUCGCCCAACAGGAGCCUGAUGCACCACCAGGUGCACCGGGCGCGCAACGACCCCGAGUCGGAGGUCAAGGAGUGCCACAGGCCUCGGGUCGCUUUGAACUGCAACGGCGGACUCAGGUCGGAAGCGUCGAUGGACGUGAGAAAUUCGCUCGGCAGCAAGACGCACGCUAUGAUGUCACAGGGCUCUCUCGCCGGCGGCAGGAAGGACUUUCGCGUCGCCAGGGCACCGACCAAAGAGGAGGGGGUGACGUCCAGCUCGUCGGAUUCCGAGGAGAAGUGCGACGUGAGGCGAAGAGCCCCUCUGAUGACUUUCAGAUCAGUCGAUAUGGGUCCCAUUAAGGAAGGCUCCUCCUACUGCCCGCAAAGUGAGCCAGUGAAAAGGAAAGUGUAUGCCGGAAGCGCAACAUAUGGCAGAAUACAAAAGACUCUGGGCGAGCACGUUAUGCUGAGGAACUCAGACGGCGAUACGGCGACCGAUGACACUGACGACUCGAGGAGGUCUCUGAAGGAGAAGGUGGCGCAACUGCGGCAAGAGCGACUGGCGGCCGAGGCGAGCGCGAACAACGCCCAAGACUCGCAAUUCUUCCAGCACCAGCUGUCGCAGUUAAGGCGGCAAAUGCUGAUGCAGACGAUAGAGGGCCUGAAGCGCAGCCUCGAGGACCAGUCGGCCACCCUGAAGCAGACCUGCCUGGAGCCGGUGCUGAGCGACGAGUUACCUUGAAGCGGGCGCAUCCGCUUCCGGUCCGGCUUACCGCACCGCGCGAUCGCGACUGACGGAUCCCCGCGACGCCGCCCAUCUGCUCCCCGCCGCCGACGCUCGCGUACGGGACCUCGCUCGACGAGCACAGGAUCGAACGCGAGUCCUGUCCGUCGGCGAGAACGCGCGAUUGGUCGAGCCGCUGCGCGUUGCCGGGAGUAUUGAUCAGACGCGGCGUCGUUCUAUCUGUGCGCGUCGGCCUUUGCGAUUUUUCCUCGGGCUCGGCCGAGCGCCGGCGCGCACGUCAAAUUUCUAUUUUUCUGUCCGUUUCUGUAUGGAGAGAAGUAGAACAGAGGGGAAGAGAGAGAG
Molecule: messenger RNA, 4373 nt
Organism: Harpegnathos saltator (Jerdon's jumping ant)
Lineage: Eukaryota; Metazoa; Arthropoda; Insecta; Hymenoptera; Formicidae
Exons: 10
Coding region: 843-4028 (1061 amino acids)
Source: RefSeq, a predicted model, not a curated record